AUGGCUUCAUCUAAUGUGGACUCUUCUGAGCCCCGUAUUUCCAGAGAAAGCUCUUUGAAGAGGUCUCUAUCUAUUUCAAAGUCGUUAAAAGGGUUGUUCAAGUCAGGAGGGGGAAACGCCAAUACUGGCCCUACUACUGCUGCUGCUGCUGCUGCACCAUCUAGUAUCAGUACUCCGGAAGUCCCCACCUUGGCCACUAAAGAUAAACAGGAUAGAUUGAAGAAUUUAGCUGCUAAUAAAGAAAAAGAGUUGCAGACCAGUCGGAGAGGUGUAGCGUCACCGAGCCUCUCUCCUACAAGACAUGUUAGUUUAUCCAAUCUUGCGAAAUUGUCGCUCACAUCUAGAGCAGGUACUGGACAAGUGGAUCCAAACGUCAUACACGAGACAAGUCCGCUGGCGUCGGAUGAGGAGUCGACAGACCUGGCUUUCGGGAAGAGGCAAAGCUCAUCGAAUAGAUCGUCAUCCUUUUCAAAUGAGGAGCAAGAGCCAAAUAAUAAAUAUCCACUACUAGAAAAACUAAUGGGCGAUUUGGAUGAGAUGGUAUGCGGUAGUAUUGAUACACAGCUUUCAAAAUCUCCUGACACCGUAGAAGCUUCGUCACUGAGAAGAUCGAGAUCAACGCAACGGAAGAGACUGAACUCGUUUUCACUACGUCCAAGGGCAUUGUCUAAUCCUGGUCAAAAUCCCAAUCAUCCAGUCGAGAAUAGAGAAAGGUCUAAUACAUCAAGUAUUGAUCUGCUUAUGAGCCACGAGUCUGAAUCUAGAGCUAUUUACAAGUCGGAUCAGUUUAGUGUCUAUCCUGAUGGCCAUCAUGCUCACCACUUGAAAGUGGUGCCUAUAGUACAUGAUUUAGAGCAAUCUUUGAACAAACCUAAGAGCUCGUUUUCAUUUUCUGGUUUUUUUAAGACUCACCGUACCAUUGCCGAUGAUGGAGAGAAUUUGGCGACAGCAUUGUCGUUAUUGCCAGCAAACCGGUUUAGUUUCCACAAGAGACUCAGUCAGAUAAUAGACGAGGAAAACGGUAAUCAUAAUGCGGAUGAGGAACUUGAGCAUAAUGGAAAUAAUGGUGUUGAUUCCGAUUCAGAUGCGGAUUAUGACAACCAGUCCUCUGGAAAUUCGAACCCAUCUGAUGACGAAUCCGAAUCUGAUGAAGAUGGUUAUAAGGGACCAAAUAAAUCAGCCAAUGUACCAAAGAUUGUUAACGAAAAAUCCGUCAUUGGUGCUAACGAAUUGAAACUGAUAAACCAAUUAACCGAAAAGAUCGAUAACGGAUUUUGUUUGAAGGGCUCUAAGUCUGAUGCAGUUUCCUCCAAUGAACCUUCUUCUGCUCCACGAAAGCAGCAUUUAUGUGAGAAAUACGGGAAGUCGAUCGGUAUCAUUGGACAAGGUGCCUAUGGGGUUGUAAAACUAUGCUAUAAAUUUAUUGACCCAGAUGAACCUGAUCUGAAAGAUAAUACAUAUUUCCAUGAUAACAAGUUAUUCUAUGCGGUAAAAGAACUGAAGCCAAGACCUGAUGAGCCUCCAAAGAAGUUUAGCACAAGACUAACCUCAGAAUUUGUGAUAGGAUUAUCGUUGAGUGGUGGUAACAAAAGCAGAAGAUCUUCGGCAAGAACACAUCCUAACAUUUUAAACGUUAUUGAUUUAAUGCAAACACCUAACGCAUUUUAUGAAGUAAUGGAAUUUUGCCCUUCAGGUGAUCUAUACAGCUUGAUUACAAGAAGCUCAAAAUCUGAUUCAGUUUUACAUCCAUUAGAAGCAGAUUGCUUCAUGAAACAACUACUACAUGGUAUUCAAUACAUGCAUGCUCACGGUGUAGCUCAUUGUGAUAUUAAACCAGAAAACUUGCUAUUUCUCCCUACAGGUGUAUUAAAAAUAUGUGAUUUUGGUACAAGUUCUGUGUUCCAAACAGCCUGGGAAAAGAAAGCACAUUUCCAAACCGGACCAGCAGGAUCUGAGCCUUAUGUUGCGCCUGAGGAGUUUAUUCCAAAACAACAAUACGAUCCAAGACUAGUUGAUUGCUGGAGCUGUGGUAUUAUCUACUGUGUUAUGGUUUUAGGCCAUUAUUUAUGGAAAAUUGCUAUCAAAGGCAAGGAUUCAGUAUAUGACGCAUUCCUCGAGGAUAUGGAAAAACAUGGACAAUAUUAUGUAUUUGACGAAAUGAAACAUGUGUCUCCAGGUAUGAACCGGUACAGAACUGCUGCACUUUAUCAUAUCUUCCAAGUUGAUCCGAAUAAAAGGAUAACGGUGGAUUCAUUGCUAAAAAGUUCGUGGAUGAAGAGGACAAAAUGCUGCGUUACAUAUCCACCAAGGCCGGUGUAA
This is a messenger RNA of Kluyveromyces lactis, 2319 nucleotides long. It is a transcript of the gene KKQ8, whose product is annotated as putative serine/threonine protein kinase KKQ8. Lineage: Eukaryota; Fungi; Ascomycota; Saccharomycetes; Saccharomycetales; Saccharomycetaceae. The coding region runs from base 1 to 2319 and encodes 772 amino acids. Gene Ontology annotation, molecular function: ATP binding; protein serine/threonine kinase activity. The transcript has a single exon. Gene Ontology annotation, biological process: intracellular signal transduction; intracellular monoatomic cation homeostasis; protein phosphorylation. The record is from RefSeq and is a predicted model, not a curated record.